Messenger RNA from Lagenorhynchus albirostris (white-beaked dolphin), 1106 nucleotides. RefSeq names its product clavesin 1 (gene CLVS1). The record is from RefSeq and is a predicted model, not a curated record. Gene Ontology annotation, molecular function: phosphatidylinositol bisphosphate binding. Gene Ontology annotation, cellular component: membrane. Bases 1 to 1065 code for a protein of 354 amino acids. NCBI's taxonomy places the organism in Eukaryota, Metazoa, Chordata, Mammalia, Artiodactyla, Delphinidae. The transcript is spliced from 5 exons.
AUGGGACCAGUCUCUUUUCUUCCCGAAUAUCAGAAAUUAAGCGCUUGGAAAGGAGAUUUGGCCAAGAUGACCCAUUUACAGGCUGGACUCAGCCCAGAGACUAUAGAGAAAGCUCGCCUAGAACUGAAUGAAAACCCAGACGUUUUACACCAGGAUAUUCAGCAAGUCAGGGACAUGAUCAUCACCAGGCCUGACAUUGGAUUUUUACGCACAGAUGAUGCCUUCAUCCUGAGAUUCCUCCGAGCCAGGAAGUUUCACCAAGCAGAUGCCUUUAGACUCCUGGCCCAGUACUUCCAGUACCGCCAGCUAAACCUGGACAUGUUCAAAAACUUCAAGGCUGAUGAUCCUGGCAUUAAGAGGGCCCUCAUCGAUGGCUUCCCUGGAGUGCUGGAAAACCGCGAUCACUAUGGCAGGAAGAUUCUUCUGCUGUUUGCAGCCAAUUGGGAUCAGAGUAGGAACUCCUUCACAGACAUCCUCCGGGCCAUCCUGCUGUCAUUGGAAGUCCUUAUUGAAGAUCCGGAGCUCCAGAUAAAUGGUUUCAUUUUAAUUAUAGACUGGAGUAAUUUUUCCUUCAAACAAGCCUCCAAACUGACACCAUCAAUCCUCAAACUGGCCAUUGAAGGGUUGCAGGACAGCUUUCCUGCCCGCUUCGGAGGAGUCCAUUUUGUCAACCAGCCCUGGUACAUUCAUGCCCUGUAUACGCUCAUCAAGCCAUUCCUUAAAGACAAGACCAGGAAACGGAUUUUCCUGCAUGGAAACAACUUAAACAGCCUCCACCAGCUAAUACACCCUGAAUUUUUGCCGUCUGAAUUUGGAGGAACCCUUCCUCCUUAUGACAUGGGAACCUGGGCCCGGACGUUACUCGGCCCUGACUACAGCGAUGAAAAUGACUACACUCACACCUCCUAUAACGCAAUGCACGUGAAGCACACAUCCUCCAAUCUGGAGAGAGAGUGCUCACCCAAGCCCAUGAAAAGAUCUCAGUCUGUGGUAGAAGCUGGGACCCUGAAACAUGAGGACAAGGGAGAGAAUGAGAACACUCAGCCACUCCUGGCUCUGGACUGAACCCUGAGCCACCCUGUGCUCCGGACAUCGCCAGCCCUCAG